AUGGGGAAAAAAUCUGGUAAAUUCCGCUCACAAAAUACUCUCAAAAGCAUUCGGAAUCCUAGGAAUAGGGUUAAAUUUGAACUUCCUAUUAAUGAUGCUAGGAAAAGACGUGAAGCUAGACUUGAAGAUAGGAAUAAAAUUAAAACUGAACAUCCUAUUCUUGAAGAUAGGAGCGGAUACGACUAUUGGAAGUUUAAUAAAAAAACCAAGUAUAGUAUACAUAAAACAAUAGAUGAAGACAGUAAAAGAAUUAUAAGAGAUUAUAUGGAUGAGUGGAAAAAACAGGGAAGAGCUAUUAAAAAUCCUUUUGUACAAUUGGCCAAAAAAUUAAAUAAUCGUUAUAUAGCAAAAUCCAUUUGUCAUUAUUAUUGGAACAUACUUGAUCCGCGCCUUGAUCGUUCACUUUUUUCUCCAGAAGAGAAAGAUUAUAUCUAUAAGUGGGCUAGUGUUCAAGAAGCUAAAGAAGCAAAUAAUUAUAUGAUUCCGUGGAGAGAUUUGCAACCUAUGAUGGAAGCGGAAUUUGGCAAAUUCCGCGCGAGAAACUGUCUCAAAAACAUUUGGAACUCUAACAAAAGGCGUAAUAGUCGAUUGGUUAAAGUUAGAAGACAUGAAGUUAAUGUAAUAGAAGAUGAAAAAGAAAAACAUAGAAUUAGGUAUCUCUUGAAUGAUAAAAACGACGAUUAUUAA
This is a messenger RNA of Rhizophagus irregularis DAOM 181602=DAOM 197198, 687 nucleotides long. RefSeq lists its product as uncharacterized. NCBI's taxonomy places the organism in Eukaryota, Fungi, Glomeromycota, Glomeromycetes, Glomerales, Glomeraceae. The record is from RefSeq and is a predicted model, not a curated record.